Molecule: messenger RNA, 967 nt
Organism: Pisolithus orientalis
Lineage: Eukaryota; Fungi; Basidiomycota; Agaricomycetes; Boletales; Pisolithaceae
Exons: 2
Coding region: 291-557 (88 amino acids)
Source: RefSeq, a predicted model, not a curated record
GCAACCGAGGUUUCCUUGUAAUCGUACGUGCUUUUUUUCUUGCCCUUGGUUGUUAAUUGUGCUCAGCUUGUCGCGUAUCUUAGCCUAUGCAGUGCUGCUCCUGAUCCCGGCCCAUAUGACUUAUGCUUCUAUAAACAUUUUCAACAUGUUUUCCAGCGACUUCACUUCCAUCGGUCUGUCACAUAGUUCACGCUUUUCCCCCUACUUCCUCCUCCGUUCGCUACCCCUUGGUGGUGGCGUUAGUGGGGCAAGUCUUGUUAUGAUGUGUCAACAUUGUUGUCGCUGUAUUCAUGUUAUCGUUAUGCGUUUCAAGGACAUGCGUAUUAUUUAUAUAUAUCAUGGUUUCGAGAUGCUUUCGAGUGACUAACUCCAAUUUUCACUUGGCUGCUCAGCGCUCCGCCAGUAACCAUUGCGUUGCAAUUGUGGAGAAGCUGAAAAUUGGACCUGACAGGAAUGGUUCAGGACAGGUUGAACUCAUGAAUCCCAGAGAAUGCCGAAGAUCGAACGGACACCUGCGAAGACUCGGAUGUCGAGACACGUUUCGCGGAUAUACCUAGACAAAGGCAAAGGUGAUACGAGAUGGAGUCGAUAUUCACUAUAAACAGACUUACUCGUAUGAAUGGUACCCAAAUGGACGGUAUCCACCCAUGGGACGGGUGGGUUUCUUCACCGAGGGCUUUUACCAUCGAAACACACAACCGCACCGUGCCAGAGCGGCGGUCGGACAAGAUUGGCUGAGUGUAAGAGGAUUCAAGAACUAGGGGACAUAUAAAACAGUCGUUCGUGUCUGGCCGCCACCCUCCACAAUAUUGGAGGAAAUAACCCGGAACCUCUUCGAGCCACACCCACCAGAGUUUCCGCUUCGCAAGGGAUGAACCCCGAGACCGCUUACGAAGGGGAUGCGGACAGUCAAUCGGGCAAAGCACCCUGGUACGGGGUACGUAUCUGAAGGUUGGUCGCCGAGGAA